Messenger RNA from Danio aesculapii, 1311 nucleotides. RefSeq names its product periostin, osteoblast specific factor b (gene postnb). Lineage: Eukaryota; Metazoa; Chordata; Actinopteri; Cypriniformes; Danionidae. The transcript is spliced from 7 exons. The coding region runs from base 1 to 522 and encodes 173 amino acids. The record is from RefSeq and is a predicted model, not a curated record.
AUGAACUAUCCCGUCAAAGGCCAAUAUGCUUGGCUAUCAGCGGCAGAUGGAUAUGUACUGUAUAUUGAAAACUUUCAAUCUGUUUUUAUAAAAGUGACAUUUUUAUUAACUCGUUUCACCUUUUUUCCCUUUCUAGGAAGAGUCAUCACAGUUCCAGGUGAUGUUACGAAAGUGACUCGAGUUAUCCAGGGAGAGCCGACAAUCACCAAAGUGACACGGGUGAUUGAGGGUGCACCGAGCGUUACCAAGGUCACCCGAGUGAUUGAGGGUCAACCUUCUAUCACUAAAGUGACCAGGGUGAUCGAAGGACAGCCAUCUAUGACUAAGGUUACAAGAGUCAUUGAAGGGGAUUCAAGCAUGACCAGAUUUAUUGAAGGUCCUGAAUAUUCAGUCACCAGCUCCACCGAUAUGGAGCUUUAUGAUUUCGGUGAGGACUCUGAGGGAGUCACUACAUUCAUUCAGGAGGGAACAAGAAGAGUGCCUCAAAGAAGAGUGCAAGGAGGCGUCCGGAGGAGAACCUAGAACUUGAGCAGACACAGUGAGCACAUGCAAAAAAAAGGCCUGAAGAGUAUUUCAAAUACUUCCUUCAUUUACUUGCACAAUGGUCCAAAACCUAUUAGGUUGGAGUUGAGUUUAAGACAAAAAGAGAAACAACCUCAUUGUUUUGUUUAAGUACAUUUUGUCCAAACAAGCAUAUGAAAUUUCCCAUGUGUGUGUAAAUAUUUGAAACUUUUUUUGGAUUUGGGUUUGAUGUGUAAGUGCUCUCAUGUGACAGGAUACACAACAUAUCUGAUGUUUUUAUGUUGCAAUGAAUCAGAAACAUUUGGACAACCGUUAUAUGUGGAGUAUCAAUACUCUUUGGGCAUCAAAAAAGUAAAUAAAAAGAGAAAGUUUAUAUGAAAUACAUGGUGCAGGGAACAGAUGCCUUAAACCAGAAAUAUAAGUGUAUUUUUCUGGGAUACGGUUUAACCGUUGCAUGGACAAUGAUUUUAUGGUGCUCAUGUUUAGAUGGUGUAAAAUCUAAAAUACUGACAGGAAUUAAGUUUUAUUUUAAAAUCUAAAACCUUUUCUUUUUAUUUCUUUUGUGGUGAAGAGGGUUGAUUGUUUUUCAUUUUCACGGUUUUAGUGUUUUGUGUGUGUGUGUAAAGUGUGUCUCCUUUUUUGCAUAAACUGAGCACAGAUGUGCUCAAUCCUUUAUCUCAAACUGAAUGUUCACUUUACCAAUUCAAACUUAAUUUGACUUAAACAGGUUUUGGCUUCUUUGCAUUUAUUUUUCAAAUUCCAUAAUAAACUCAACUCUUAGACAUGGAA